CUUAAAGUUGAUUUUUUUUCAAAAGAAAGUACACUAGCAUCUCAGGAGCUGCCUUCGAACACCUGACUUCACAAGCUUCUCAUACUUACAAACAUAAUGUGUGACCAAUGGAAGGAAGAAUUUGAAUAUGCCGUUCAAGUGGCAAGAGCAGCUGGAGCGGUAAUUAGGAAAGCAGGAGAAUGUGAAAUAAAGGUCCAGACAAAGAGCUGUGCUGUCGACCUCGUCACCCAGACUGACGAUAGGGUGGAGAAAAUCAUCAUCGGGUCUCUUAAAGAACAAUUUGGAGAAGGCACACACUGUUUCAUUGGAGAAGAGUCAGUCUCUAAGGGGAAGCCGUGUGUCUUCACUGAUAAACCUACAUGGAUCAUAGACCCUGUGGACGGCACCACAAACUUCGUGCAUGGAUUCCCCUUCGUGGCUGUGUCUAUCGCCUUUGCUGUUAACAAGAAGUUGGAGUUUGGUGUGGUGUACAGCUGCAUAGAAGACAAGAUGUAUAAAGCGAGGAAGGGGCAUGGAGCUUUCUGCGAUGAUGAACAGAUUCAGGUGUCCGAUGUAAAAGACAUCAAUAAAUCCAUUAUCAUCUCUGAGCAUGGAACUGACAGGAGCCCAGAGAAGGUAAGCAAGAUCUUCUCCACCAUGCAGAAGAUCCUCCGCAUCCCAGUGCACGGGCUCCGUGGGUCAGGGACAGCUGCCACUAACAUGUGUCUGGUGGCGUGUGGGGCGUCGGAGGCCUUCUUUGAGAUUGGGAUCCACUGCUGGGACAUCGCUGCCGGAGUGGUAAUAGUCAGAGAAGCCGGAGGAAUACUCCUGGAUGUUGAUGGGGGGGAGUUCGAUUUGAUGUCUCGAAGGAUGGUUUCAGCAAACAACAAGACUAUUGCUGAUCGGAUCAUCAAGGAAAUUGAAAUAUUCGAAGUGGUGAGGGACGACGCAGAAAUCUGAACAACCAACUGCAUUUUAAAAUGAUAACAAGAGGAAAAUUCCAUGUCCUUAAUAAAGUUACUGUGUUGUAAUCACCACUCUUUUUGUUUGCAUACUGCGUGUUUCAUGGGCUGCACAUUUCUUUAACCAAAGGAAAUCACCAAUUCAAGUGGCCUCCAGGUUACAUUGUAUUACCCUUCUGUGAUUUUCUAUGAUCAAAUAAAUUGAUUGAAUGUGGAAACAACUGGAA
Cottoperca gobio is the source of this 1168-nucleotide messenger RNA. RefSeq names its product inositol monophosphatase 1-like. NCBI's taxonomy places the organism in Eukaryota, Metazoa, Chordata, Actinopteri, Perciformes, Bovichtidae. Gene Ontology annotation, biological process: phosphatidylinositol phosphate biosynthetic process; signal transduction; inositol metabolic process. The coding region runs from base 97 to 939 and encodes 280 amino acids. The record is from RefSeq and is a predicted model, not a curated record. Gene Ontology annotation, molecular function: inositol monophosphate 1-phosphatase activity. The transcript has 9 exons.